Messenger RNA from Prosopis cineraria, 2151 nucleotides. Its product is annotated as glycerol-3-phosphate acyltransferase RAM2. The coding region runs from base 446 to 1960 and encodes 504 amino acids. Gene Ontology annotation, molecular function: glycerol-3-phosphate 2-O-acyltransferase activity; phosphatase activity. The transcript is spliced from 2 exons. Gene Ontology annotation, biological process: cutin biosynthetic process. The record is from RefSeq and is a predicted model, not a curated record. NCBI's taxonomy places the organism in Eukaryota, Viridiplantae, Streptophyta, Magnoliopsida, Fabales, Fabaceae. Gene Ontology annotation, cellular component: membrane.
UUACUCUUGAUAGAAUAUAAAGAUACUGAAGAACGUCGACCAUUCCCACGACAAAGACACAUAGCAGUUAGAAACGUAACUUGAUUAAAAAAAAAAAAAUGCCUCAAAGAGAAAGAAAGGGUUAAAGACAAGGACGAAAGCGGAGAAACUUAAGCCUUUUCGUAUCUUAUCACCUCUUAACAAAGAGAAAGAGUAUAGCCAUCCCUCGUUUCUACCGUUAUGUAUCUGUCAGUCACUUUUGGAAAUCUCCGAGCCUCCAUUAAUGUCAUCGUUCAUUCACACACCCUUCUCUCUUUAUAUACAUAUGUAUAUAUAUAUAUAUAUGUAUGUAUGUAUGUUAUAGUCCCUGCAAUACACAGAUCAUUAAGCAGACUGUGUGUAGUAGCUAAGUAAACUGUAGCGAGUGUUUCUAACUGUAUAGUUUUCAUUUCAAGUCCAUAUAUCCAUGGCCAUUGCGACGAGUUUUCCAACAGUUAAUAAAUGUCCUUCUGUAGGACGGGAGAAGCACACUGUGGUGGCUGACAUGGACGGAACCCUACUGCGAGGAAGAAGCUCAUUUCCGUAUUUUGCGCUGGUGGCAUUUGAGGUUGGCGGAGUUUUGAGGCUUCUUUUCUACGUCAUGCUGGCCCCUAUCGCCGGCCUUCUCUACUACUUAGUGUCUGAGUCUGCCGGCAUCCAAGUCCUGAUCUUCGCCUCCAUGGCCGGAAUGAAGGUGUCAAGCAUCGAGUCGGUGGCGCGUGCGGUGCUGCCCAAGUUCUACGCCGGAGACCUGCACCCGGAGAGCUGGCGCGUGUUCUCCUCAUGUGGGAAACGUUGUGUGCUGACGGCGAAUCCGAGGAUAAUGGUGGAGCCGUUUCUGAAGGAAUUCUUGGGGGCUGACAUGGUGCUGGGGACGGAGAUAAGGACGUUGAAGGGAAGGGCCACAGGGUUGGUUUCGGAGGCAGGGAUACUUGUGGGAAAGAAGAAAGCUGGCGCGUUGAGGAAGGCUUUCGGCGAUGAACAGCCAGAAAUUGGGCUUGGUGAUAGGUCAACCGAUGCUCCUUUCAUGGUUUUGUGCAAGGAGGGUUACAUCGUGCCAUCGAAACCAGAAGUGAAAGCCGUGACAAGCGACAAGCUUCCGAAGCCCAUCAUCUUCCACGACGGCCGUCUCGUCCAGAAACCCACACCUCUCUUUGCUUUGCUCACAAUCCUAUGGAUCCCCAUCGGUUUCCCCUUAGCCGUCCUCCGCAUCGCCGCCGGAUCACUUCUUCCCAUGCACUUAGUCUACUAUGCCUUCUGGGCACUUGGCGUUCGUGUGAAGGUCAAGGGCACACCACCGCCUCCGGUGAAGAAAGCUCAAGGUCAAUCCGGCGUCCUCUUUAUCUGCUCUCACAGAACCCUACUCGACCCUAUCUUUCUCUCCACCGCCCUCGGCCGCCCCAUCCCCGCCGUCACGUACUCUGUCUCCCGCCUCUCUGAGAUCAUCUCACCGAUAAAGACCGUCCGUCUGAGCCGUGACAGGGCCACCGACGCGGCCAUGAUAAAGAAGCUCUUGGAGGAAGGUGACUUGGCCAUAUGCCCAGAAGGGACGACUUGUAGGGAGCCAUUUCUUCUGAGGUUUUCGGCCUUGUUCGCGGAGCUGACCGACGAGCUGGUGCCGGUGGCCAUGGUGAACCGGAUGAGCAUGUUUCACGGAACGACGGCAAGAGGGUGGAAAGGGAUGGACCCAUUUUACUUCUUCAUGAACCCUAGCCCUGCUUAUGAGGUAACGUUCUUGACCAAGUUGCCAAAAGAGCUGACUUGCAGCUCAGGAAAAUCAAGCCAUGAGGUUGCGAAUUAUAUACAGAGAGUGAUUGCUUCAACAUUGUCUUAUGAGUGCACGAGCUUUACGAGGAAGGAUAAGUACAGAGCACUGGCUGGGAAUGAUGGCACCAUGACGGAGAAACCUCUGCUCAAGCCAAACAAGGUGAUGGGCUGCUGAUCAAUAUUGGACGACUUAAAAGUUUGUAAAAUCAGUGAUGGCAAUAAAGCAAUGGAAAUAAAUCGAUGAGAUUUUCAUUAGAAUAGGAUCUUUGUUCUGGUGAAACCCAGACACCUGAAGUUCUCGAAGCCAUAGAUAUUUAAAGACUGCGCUUCUUUCGGUACUUCGAGUUCUAAGAUUAAUUAAUUAAU